Molecule: messenger RNA, 835 nt
Organism: [Torrubiella] hemipterigena
Lineage: Eukaryota; Fungi; Ascomycota; Sordariomycetes; Hypocreales; Clavicipitaceae
Source: the annotation of a GenBank genome assembly
CCGUCAACAACCACUUACCUGAGAGUGACAGCCAAAACCAUAUUAAACAUAUUUAAAAGAAAUGUCGCAAAAUAUCUACGACAGACAGGACUUCUUUGAAGCCUACUCGAAAUUCAUCGACCGCUCCAACGAGCCUGUAGAUGACGACCUUUUGUGGAAGCGCCUCCGCACGCUUCUCCCCGAGGACAUUAACGGCUUUGAUAUCCUCGAUGUUGGCUGUGGCUCUGGCUGGUUCUCUCGAUGGGCCGUAACAAGCGGCGCAAACUCGGUGCUUGGUCUCGACAUUUCGCAGAAUAUGAUUGCCAAGGGGCGCAAAGCGUCGGAAGCACGCCCUGGCGAUGCGGGGAAACUCGAGUAUCGCAUUGCCGAUCUGGAUAUCCUACCCAUAACGCUCUCGGAUAAAGCGCCGUACGACCUCAUCUUCUCAUCAGUUGCAUUUCACUACUUGAAGAACCUGGAGCCGCUGGUCAAGCAGCUUGUGGAGGCGAUGAAGCCAGGUGCGCUGCUCGUUGUCAACGUCGAGCAUCCUACGUACACAGCACCAAAGACGCCGCGGGUCGUGGAGGAUAAGGAGACUGGUCAAAAGUCGUGGAAUCUAUCUGCAUAUCACGAAGAGGGCGAGCGCGUGGUGGAUUGGUUGGCACCAGGACUGCGCAAGUACCACAGAACCAUGACGGGCUACAUGGACAUUUUCCUGGGCAACGGGCUUAGUCUCGUCAAGUUUCUCGAGUGGCUGCCUACAGAAGAGGAGCUUGCGUCGGGAGACAUUGACGAUGUAGAGCAAUAUCGCCCCUUGUUUCUUAUGAUGAGCUUUAGAAAGUAACAAUAAACGUGG